UUCUGUGCUAAAAGCAAAACCCGAUAAGACGGCGAGAUCGUUAGUCUGAUUCUGAGUACUGCUUUCAAAUGGUGGUAAUAUAUCUCUCGGCAUAAGUUAUUUAAUUUUAAAGAAAAUUCUAAUCUUCUCUCACUAUUUCACAAUUCUUUAUAAGUUUAAGAUGGCAAACUUUUCAGAAAGCCCAAAUACGUAUACCCCUUUCUUUGAUAAUGUUAGCGAUGACGUUUACGCGACCACGACCGACCUCGUUGAUGUCGGUGACGGCGGGACGACGCGUUACAAGUCGAUUAACAAUCUCCAGGGACUGAUCCUCGGAACGAGCCUCGUCAUCCUUAUCAUCUUCACCAAUCUCCUCAGCCUCGGGGCCUUCGCCGUCGAGAAGCGACUUCGCACCUACAACAACUACUUCAUCAUCAACCUCGCCAUCGCCGACCUCAUCGUCGGGAUCAUCCAAAUCGUCGGCGUCAUCCACACGUUCUUGGGUUACUUCCCGGGAGGCGGGGACUUCUGCAAGGUCUACCUCGGCCUGCGGAACGCGAUGUUCUCCGUAUCCGUGGUCGGCGUCGUCGUCAUCUGCAUCGAUCGCCACAAAGCGACCUACGACCCGAUCAACCACUACAUGACUCGAAGCAAGCGCAAGGCUGUUAUCCUCAACGUCCUCACCUGGGUGAUUUCGUUCGGAUUCUGGAUGUCGUUCGCGACGGUCUGGGACUUCGUCGUCGAUGCCAACUCCGGGAAGAGUUGCCUGGCGUCGUUCUCGAGGUACCCCGCUGCCAACAUGUUCCAGACGUGUCUGACCUUUUUCCUACCGCUGGUCGUCAUCUCCGUCCUCUAUCUCCGCAUCUACGUCAAGAUCAAGGAGACCGUUGGGGGUAAGAGUGUCAAUAAGCAUUUCAAGGAGGUCGGUGGCGACGGGUUGUCGAAGUCGACGAGCCAGACGACGGUUUGCAGUGACCUGCCGUCGGGUGGGACGAUGGAGAUGAAGGGAUCGAGUGCUGAUGUGAAGGUCAAUGAGGGGAAUGGUGGCAAAGCUGGAAAGGAUGAUGCCAAUGGUAACCGGACUACGACGGCUAACCGGGAAUCCGCCAACGAGAUGCAGAAGGCGACCCGAACCUUAUCCUACAUCGUUUUCUCCUUCGCCAUCGCUUGGUUUCCCAACUCCAUCAUCUACUUCCUCUACUCCAUCGAGCCCGAGUUGAUCGCCUACAAGAACCUGCCGAGGGAUGCGAAACAGUUCUUCGUCUGGCUUCGGUUCGCAAAUAGUUUUCUGAAUCCGAUCUGCUAUUUGGUAUCGCAGCCGCUCUUUCGGAAGACGGUCGUCAACAUGCUUUGCCGUCCCCGCCGUUAUUGCUAAAAAAAACGCAUUUCCGUUAUUUAGGAGCCCCCGGUCUCCCGCCGGCCUCCCCCAUCCAUGACAAUGUCAUUUUCGCUGUUGUAUAUAUUGAGAUUAAGACUGAGUUAAUGAGGUAUCUAUAAAUAAUGUGAAAAAUCCCCAUGCGUAUAAUUGGCAUCCUGUCAAAACAAAUACGCGUAAAAUUCGAUUUGUAUAUGAAUUAAUCAAUUGUAAAUAUUCUUUUUAAAACGAGUCAAAGAAAUGUAUUUAAGUUUUAGAUUGGUUCUUUUUGUAUUCACAUUUGCAUUUAUUGUAAUUAUCUUAGUACUUCACUAUGGUGUUUUAAAAGUGAUUUAUUGAAAAGAAAAGAUAAAAUAAAAAUCAAAUAUUUGAAUUUUGAACAUUUUUGCAUCUACAGACGGUUAUAUGAAUUUAUCUAUAUAUUUUAUUGACUUGUGUUAAGUG
Lytechinus variegatus (green sea urchin) is the source of this 1798-nucleotide messenger RNA. RefSeq names its product muscarinic acetylcholine receptor M2-like. Gene Ontology annotation, molecular function: dopamine neurotransmitter receptor activity, coupled via Gi/Go; G protein-coupled receptor activity. The transcript has 2 exons. Bases 161 to 1354 code for a protein of 397 amino acids. Lineage: Eukaryota; Metazoa; Echinodermata; Echinoidea; Temnopleuroida; Toxopneustidae. The record is from RefSeq and is a predicted model, not a curated record. Gene Ontology annotation, cellular component: membrane. Gene Ontology annotation, biological process: adenylate cyclase-activating adrenergic receptor signaling pathway.